AUGCAUCCAGUAGUGAGAAGCCUUGAAGUUCUAUACAGUAUGAAAAAGGAAAUUUUUGAAAUAUUACAAGCCAUCGAGACAGAUUUUAACAUUAUUAUUUUAACACUGGCUUCACAUACAGUCGUUCAUUUUCCUCUUUCUAUUUUCUAUCUUGGACCACUAUGGUGUACGAGUACUUUUAUGCUCGAAGAUCUAGUUGGAUCCAUCACUAGCUCUGUUCAAGGAGGAAAGAAUAACAUGGACCACAAAGCACUGGAGAACUUUUCAUUACAUCAAGUCAUUUCCAUGAAACGAGUAAGAACUUUUCAUUUUCAAUUUGAAAAGGGUGAUUAUUUUCAUGCUCAAGAAUUUGGUCAUGGUCUCGUGACCAGUAAAAAGGAUGACUUGUAUCACGUUAAAAGUUUAGACUCGAAUCAAGUCAAAAUAUUGGACAAAAUGCCAAAAAACGCCAUACCAUGUUUCCAAGUUUGUGGUAAAUUUAAACAAGUUCAUAGGAAUGACUUGUUCUUGAUUUAA
This is a messenger RNA of Naegleria fowleri, 516 nucleotides long. RefSeq lists its product as uncharacterized. Bases 1 to 516 code for a protein of 171 amino acids. The transcript has 2 exons. The record is from RefSeq and is a predicted model, not a curated record. Lineage: Eukaryota; Heterolobosea; Eutetramitea; Acrasida; Naegleriidae.